This is a messenger RNA of Moneuplotes crassus, 1178 nucleotides long. Lineage: Eukaryota; Ciliophora; Spirotrichea; Euplotida; Euplotidae. The record is from the annotation of a GenBank genome assembly.
AUGAGACUUUCUAAUACUAAAAAUAACAUUAGCAAUCAGACCUCCUUUGCUUCCAAUAAAGCUGAAGAUAGUACUUUAGAUACCACAAAACUUGAUGGAGACUAUAAAAUAGAGCAUGUCAAAGGGAAACAAACAAGGGCAAGGAAUUUCACAUGCGACUAUACAUAUAAUGAAGAGACGAACCUGAAGCUUAAGCCAAAAAUUAAUAUGAACGUAAUACAGAAUCAACUCAAAAAUAUUCAGGACCUAAAGAGUAAGACCAGAAGAAAGUAUACCUUUGAUAUCAAGAAGCUUGUCAACCAAGAAAGGAGGAAAUACUAUGCCAAAGCUGCCCAAGAAGAGGUCUCUAGCUCAUCUCCUAAAAAGAAGGACCACCAAGAAGAAAAGAAAAAUACUCUUAGAAGAGGAAAUACUAUCAGGCCGAGACCUUUAAAGGCGCAGAUUAAUAGGAAAACUACUAUGACAAAUUCUUCAAAAGACAAUGUUUGUGAUGAUCAGCCAACCACUCUUGAAGCAGAUUAUAAGCCAAGAAAAUUCUUGAGUCCAAUACCAGGCAAAAGGACCAAGCUACAGGAUACAACUGCCAAAAAUACAACAUCUCAGAGAAGAAAUCUAUAUAAUGGAGUACUUGUUGCUGCCAAAGGAUAUACUUUAUAUUUAAACAAGGAUCAUACCUCAGCAACAACUCCUCUUCCAGAUAGGAGGAGAUUACCUAAAAUAAACAGGAGAAUGAACAGAAAAGUUUUCUCUCCUUCUCCAAUAGACACUUCUUCUAAGCUUCCAUCUCUUCCAGAAAAUAUUAAAGCUGGUUUGUGCCAAAAGAUGAAAGCUCUUGAGACUAAAAGGAACAUAAGCAGCCCUAUCAAUGUUAAGGCUCCUUCUAGUCCUACUGAAAAUUCCUCAACUCUUAAAAAUCCUCCUCUUGACAAAUGAAGAGUGAGAAGAUUUCAGUUCUCUAAUUUUUCAAGCUUUAAAAAUCCAGCUCUAAAGAGCAAUCUAGGAGCAGAGAAUCCAUCCAAGAUGCAGUCAAGAAGAAGCCCUACUGCCUUGAGAAAGAAGCUUAGUCAAAUUAUUGAGCAAUGAGACUCAUAAUCACUCACUGUUAAGAUCGUGGAUGCUCCAGAAUGAGGUUUUAAAACUAAUUCUAAAUCCUUUAGUCCCUUCCAACAAACUUUCUG